Messenger RNA from Cimex lectularius (bed bug), 2161 nucleotides. RefSeq names its product protein inscuteable homolog. The transcript is spliced from 9 exons. Bases 155 to 1852 code for a protein of 565 amino acids. Gene Ontology annotation, molecular function: cytoskeletal adaptor activity. The record is from RefSeq and is a predicted model, not a curated record. Gene Ontology annotation, biological process: asymmetric cell division; regulation of asymmetric cell division; apical protein localization. Gene Ontology annotation, cellular component: apical cortex. NCBI's taxonomy places the organism in Eukaryota, Metazoa, Arthropoda, Insecta, Hemiptera, Cimicidae.
AAACAACUUGUCCACUGAUAUGCUCGCUUCAUUUUUAAAUUUUUAUAAAUUUUUUUUUUCAUAACUGUGCCAUGGCGUUUCUUUUCUCUUCGUAACUGUAGGAAAGGAAAGAAAACACUCGCUAUUUUCUCCGCUUUACGGAAAACGUUGAUCAAUGGAGGAGAUGGAACUGAAAAUGACAAACCUGAACCGCUCCAUGUCUCUUCAAUCUCUUUGCAGCUCAUCAAAGGAAAAAUGGUUUGGGUCACUCAACAACUUGGACAAAUGUACCUCAAUUGAAAAAUAUGGUUCAAGCGAAAAUCUGCCUCCACCUAAACAUUGUUCGACACCAAAGUCCAAAAUUUCUAACUAUUGCAACCAAAAAGCACUCUACAGGAAUUCUUAUGUUGGCAAAAAACAAAAUAUUUCCAAUACAUUGAAUCCAACACCCGUUGAUGUUUGGAUGGAGGAACUACGUGUAAAUUAUGCAUCCGAAUGUAUGACCUCCCUACAAAGUAAAUCAUUAUUUAGCGAUAUGAACAGCAAAAUAAAAAUGCUCGUCGAACUGACAACUAAAGUCAUUAAAAUUCUUCAUCAGCAAACAUACCUCAUUGCAAAAGAGUUUGACCACAUAUACAGGUGUUUGGAAAAUAAUUUGGAAAAUGGUGUUUACGCCUUAAUCGAAUCGCUAGUUUAUCACAUGAUUGAUGUUCUUGAAGAACAUUCCAAUUGUGGAAACAACUUGGAUGCUUAUUAUCAAGUCCUGGAAAUGAUUGAUCCGAUUACUUUGGAUAGACUUUUACCUUUACCAGAAUUGAUAUGGAAAAUAAAUGCUCUCGCUUUGGACUUUUCGAAAAAGAUUGAUAUUCUACUAUUAGAACAAAUUAAGAUAAUGGUUGGUGUAUUGGAACCACAACAGAAUAACGAUAGUUUGGCCAUUGUCAUGGAUGGAUUAAAUGUGGUCGAAUUACAACCAGAUCAUCUUGGAAACUUACUUGCUCGAUGCGGAGGAAUGACCACUCUGGUGCAACUACUUGAAACAUGCAAUAACGAUUCAAUAAAUACUUCUAUUGUGAAACUAUUGGCAAGAGUGUGCUGCACACCGAGUGCAAUUAAAGUGUUUAAAGAUAGUUGCGGCUUGGAAAUAUUAUGUAGAAUGCUAUCAACUUCUGAAAUUAAUCACAAUAAAAUGAAAGAAGGAAUGCUUCUAUUGUUGCAAGUCACUGGACCAUGGCUUAAAUACAAAAUCAUACCCUUAGAAAAAUACGUAGUGCCCAUAGUUUCUGCUUUGACAAGACUACUUAUGCACGCUAUUAACUCAGAAAUGAUACUUAUCGCAGCAGCAGGUUUGGCAAAUUUGAGCCAUGAAGAAAUAAGCUUGAAACCAAUUGUUAACGAAGGAAGUGUUAACACAAUACUGACAGUGAUUAGGAACGGAGGUGUUAAUGCAAGCAUAUUUUUGAAAGAGCAAGCGGCCACUAUAAUUUUAAACUUGUCAAACAAGCAAGAAUUCCGCCAUUAUUUAUGCGAAAUCAGAGUCAUACCAGCAAUACUCUGCUUUCUCAAGUAUGAAUUAACAUCAAAGACUUCAUCCCUGAUUGAAGCUACUACUUACAGGGUCCAAUACAAAGCUGCUUUAACUCUCUCCAGGUUGUGCAACGAACGUGAAGCAGUACACCAGAUCCAAGAGUUGCAAGGAGUGUCAAGAAUCAUUAAACUGUGCAAAGACGGAAUUGAAAAAAACGGUCAAGACGGUGUAAUUACAGCGUCGAUGGAAGCACUGCACAAAAUAAUGGCAUUCAGCAAAAAUGAGGCUCUGCAAAAAGGAAAACAAUUGUCAAUUUGCUCAAAACAAUUUGUAUCGAUCCAUUAAAAAAUCUUGGAAAGAUUGCAGCUUAUCAUUAGACAUUUAAUUAUUGUUUUUACCAAAAGCAUGACUUUAUUGUUAUUUUUAAACAUAAAAUAAUUAGUGUUACCAAUAUCAAGUGCAACAAAGAUGUCAUUUAUAGUUUGUCUUAAGUGUUAUUUUUUUAACAUUAUAAUUAAAAUCUUGUUAAAACUACAUUAUGGUUUUAUUGUGAUGUAAGUAUUGUAUUAUUAAUUUUUAACUGUAUGCUUAUUGAUAUGCACUUAUAUUGACAUAACAUUUGAAAUUUUUAACUUUAAUUAUUAAUAAUUGCUG